AUCUCUUAAAAGGAAAUUGAAGGUGACCCCGUGUUGUCGGUCAAUAACACACUGUACUUUUUACCCUCGCUGCUGACUCGUAGAGAGAUUACUGUGUGAAAAUGGUUUCUCAGCAGCUGAUACCCCUUUUUUUCCUCUUUUUUCUUCUUAUCAAAGAAGGAAUCACUUUGAAAUGCUAUUCAUGCAGCAGUGAAAUAGCAAAUACAAGCUGUCUUACUCCUGGACCAACAACUCCUACAGAGGAAUGUAGUGGCAAUCAGACAAUGUGCAGGAAGAUAGAACAACAAAUUUAUUACAAUAAAGAGGACAACACCAGAAUUUUAAGACAGUGUGCCACCAGUGGAGAAGUUGGGGAAUGUUUAGAGAGAACUGGAACCUUUCGUUACAAAUCUUGGUAUUGCCAGUGCAAAGGUGAAUUGUGUAACACUGCCAAUAGAAUUUUUACACCUUUUACAAUAAUAGUUGCUUUAUUAAGCCUGUUAGGACUAAGACUAGUUUUAUGAAAUAAAAACUAUUUUGUUUUGUAAAUUAGUUUUUUUUUUCUUACAAAUUCAGAUGCAUUUAUUUUUAGUUUGUGUAUAUUUAAAAAAAAAAAAAUUUUUUUUUUUGGUCACUGAAUGAACUGAGAGCAUUUUUGUUCAGAAUCUCUGAAUGCAUUGAAUCUCCAUUAAUCCCAGUUAGUUCUAAUCAGACUUUUACAUUGUACUGGAUGUACAUUAUAUAUUUGUCGAACAUUCCUGCUUUAAACAAUAUUUUUAACAUUUUGUUUAUAAUGUCAUAAUAUUUGUAGCAUUAGGAAAUGUUUUAUACAUUUUUAUACAUGUGUAUUUUUUUUUUUAAUCAAUCUGUGUGGCAUAAAAACUUUAUCUACAAGAACCAUGCUUUUUAAUUUAGCUUUUGUGUAUACUCAGAUUUUGUCUUUGUUAUAAUAGGCUCAACUGUAAUGAAUUUAAGCACCACUCACUAUUGAUCUAUUUUGAUUCUCAAUAAAUCUGAACUAGUCAAGAAUUAUUUUUUUCUUAGUGCUCUUAAAAAAAUGUGGAUGUUUUUUUUUUUUUCUUUGAAAUAGAUGCCAGCUAUUUUUGUAGUGUUCAUUUUUAACACUGUUUAAUAGCAGGAAGUCUUUGUAUAAGUGACAUUAUUACAUAUAUACUAAGUUCAUGUCAGUUCAUUUUUUAGUCCAUUGGCCUAUGUUAUAAUUAGGCUUUUCAAAUAAUUUAGAUAAGAAAUCUUGUUUUCCACCACCCUUACUAGGAUAUUUUUUAUAUGUAUAAAAUGUGUAUAAAACUGAAUGUAAUAUAAACAUUUGAAUUGCUAUGUUUUUAUAUUUUUUAAGAAAAAUUUAAUUUGAUUACAAUGAGUACAUUAUAAUUACUUAGCUCUAAAUUUGUCGAAGUUUAAUAAAAAAAAAAUGACAUA
Molecule: messenger RNA, 1419 nt
Organism: Biomphalaria glabrata
Lineage: Eukaryota; Metazoa; Mollusca; Gastropoda; Planorbidae
Exons: 3
Coding region: 102-503 (133 amino acids)
Biological process (GO): sleep; positive regulation of voltage-gated potassium channel activity; regulation of synaptic transmission, cholinergic
Source: RefSeq, a predicted model, not a curated record